Messenger RNA from Panicum virgatum (switchgrass), 1617 nucleotides. Its product is annotated as protein transport protein SEC31-like. The record is from RefSeq and is a predicted model, not a curated record. The coding region runs from base 334 to 1275 and encodes 313 amino acids. NCBI's taxonomy places the organism in Eukaryota, Viridiplantae, Streptophyta, Magnoliopsida, Poales, Poaceae. The transcript is spliced from 3 exons.
CGCCGCGGAAAUAUUCUAGAGCCCUCGCGAUCCCUCACGAGCUGAACCUUCCUCCAACCCCACUCCCCUCCGUUUUAAUCCUGCCGCCGCGCAACCGCUGCUGCAGCAUCCGCAGUUCGGCACGCAGACCCACGGCCAUUGCGACCCGACCGAUCCGCGGUUCGAUUCGCUGAGACCACCGCCACCGAGCAAGCGAGGGGGGGGCGGAGCGGCCGGGCGCGCGGUGGAGACGGCCAUGGACGCAACGGCGGCAGUGCUGAAGCGGAAGGGCGCGGAGGCGCCGGAGCCGUGGGCCCCCGUCCCCGCCACCAAAAUCCGCCGACUCGUACGCGCAUGCAGCCCGCUCUCACUCUCCUUCUCCUUCUCCUCCGUCGUUGCUUCCGGUGGGUGGGGCUGCUAACGCGCGGUGUUUGGGUUGGGUUUGUGCAGGACGCGGAGGCGCGGCCCGUCGAGUUCGGCGUCGGCGCGCCGCUUGUCGGGCCCGGCGCGGGCGUGCCGCCGCCGCCGCCGCAACAGGCUUUCGGGGUGGAGGCGGCGCCGGCCGUGGACGCCACGCUGCCGGUGCUGAAGAGGAAGGCCGCGGAGGGGCCGCAGCCGUGGCUCGACGUCGACGGGGUAACUCCACCCGCCCCUAAGAUCCGCCGACUGGACGCGGAGGUGCCGCCUGUCGAGGCCGCUGUGAGCGCGCCGCUCGUCGAGCCCGGCGCGAGCGUGCCGUUCGUGGCGGAGGAGGUGCUGAUGAGCGGCGCCGUGGCGCCGGCGGCGGCCGCGGCGGCUGGCUUGGCUGCGCCGGCGGGGAACGACGAGCGGGCGAUCGUGGUGUACCAGCCCGCCGAGGCCGCGCGCAGCCUCCUGGAGGGCCCGCUCCGCCCGGGGCCUACUCUCCGCGUCAGCCCCGACUGGAUCCACGGGCUCAGGAGCACCAUGCUGCAGGAGGCGAGCAACCACCGGGCUCUGUUCGAGGAGCUGGCCGCCAGGGACGAGAACCUCAACCUGGCCGUGGUCCCGUGGUCGCCCGCCGAGGUCCACGCCCAUGCCGCCUCCAGGUCCGCGGCGACGGCUGACGAGAUGAUGGACGCUGAUCAGGACGGCGACGGCGCGUCCAUGGAGGUCGAGCACCAGCCCACGCCCCCUGCAGCUGGCGUCGCGCUUCAGGGUGAGGCGUUCCACCACCAGCAGCAGCAGCAGUGGCCGCCGCAGCACUGCGUGGCGCCGCAGCAGGUGCAGCUCCCGGCGGCGAGCUACCAGCCAAGCCCGGUCACGUGGUCGUGGUGAACGGCGCUAAUCAGAGGAGGAGGACAUGUUUGUGAAUACGGAGUAGCGAUUAUGAUACUUGCUCCGGUUGCUCUGCUUGAUUUUUGGGCUGUGGAAAGCGUGAGCCGCCGAGCAGAGGAUGUGAUUUUGGGUAGAUCAUGCCACACGUUUUUCGCCCGAGGCGACGAUGGUUUUGUACUUGUAGUAUGUGGCCUGCUGGGAUCGGUGAAGUGAGCGGCGGCGCAUUCGAUCAUGUUGAUACCUCUUUCUCGUCAAGCCAACUGAUGUUUCCUUCUCAAAGUUUGAGAAGGCCUAUGACCCUAUGUAUACACUUCCAGAUAACAUGUCCGUGGUGAAAUUGAA